AUGCAGCUUCUACUGGAUGAAAAAGCCAUCACUCCCUGCGGCUCCCCCCGGUUCGUCCAGCGCCUGGCGGAGGGGGGCGCUCAAGAGCCCGGCGCAGUUCCGGGAGGCCAAGUCCAAGGAGGAGGAGCCGGAGGAGGAAGUGGUCUGGAGCCCGGUGGGCGCGAGUCGGAGAUGGUGCUGCCAGGCCCGCUGCUCGGGAGUGCAUGCCGUGCGAUCCUCGGGUCGGCGGAGGCUGUGCUCUGGGGCUUGAAGUCAAUAAAAGGAAGCUGCCACAAUUUUUGUACUGCUGUUAAAGAUGUCACUUACAAGGAACUUAAAAGUCUCUUGAAUUCCAGGCAAAUUACAUUAAUUGAUGUUAGAGAAAGAUGGGAAAUUGUCGAGUAUGGGAAAAUUCCCGGGUCCAUCAAUAUACCACUGGGUGAGGUAGGUGAAGCUCUACAGAUGAAUCCAAACGACUUCAAAGAGAAGUACAAUGAAGUAAAACCAUCCAAAUCUGACAGCCUAGUGUUUUCUUGUUUAGCCGGAGUGAGAAGCAAGAAGGCUUUGGACACAGCAGUAUCUCUGGGCUUUAACAGUGUUCGACAUUAUGCUGGAGGAUGGAAUGAAUGGGCGACCUAUGAAUUUUCAGAAAAGAAAAAAGGAAAUUGAAUUCUGGAAUGCAAGCUGGCUCUUUCGUGUGUACAUGCAGCCUAGGACAGUAGAAUGAAUAAAAGGAUAAUAAUCUAGUCCUGGCAUCACUGGUUAAUGGGAAGGGGAUUUUGUGUAAGUCAAUUAUUUGCUGAAUCUUUUUCUUAACUGUAAACUGUAAAUUGACAAUGCCUUGUGUAGUUCCUUGAGGAUUCAAAUAAUGUAUGUAAUUUACCAUGGAAAUAUAAGGGUUGGGAUUCUAGAAAUUAAUUUGUAAAUAGUUUAGUGAACUAGUUUAGUUUAGUAUAGUACAAUAGUAUUAUCAAAGCCCAAGUUACUUGUCGUACCUACUUAUAACGUAUGACCAUUUGUGUUAGCCUGGGUUCUAUUCAUUAAAGAGUCUAUGAGCUAGACAAGUUUUUUUUUUAAUGAGUAAAAUAUUUUAGUAUGUUAAUUUUCCCAUUUUAGAAAAUUCAUAACAUUUGUUUUCCUAUUUUGAUAUACAGUACAAAUAUUUCUGAUAGAUACACCUUUUACCCAUAAUGAGUAGUUACUGCAUAUUGAAUAAUAUAAAGCAGCUAGUAAGCAUUUCUUGAACACCUUUUCUUGAUUUAGAUCCUAUGCUAAAUAUUCCAGAUUCUAAAAAGAUAAUAAAAUAGAUGUGAUUCCUCUCCGAAGAUGUUUGAUUUCUAGCAGAGGUCUAUAAAAGUUAAAAAAAAAAAAAAAAAAAAGCGCAGACUUUACCUUAAAAAACCAAGAAUCUGAGCUCCAGAAAUGUAGGUGAAAUAUAAAUAAAGAAAAUAUAUUAACACCAUCCAAAGACUUAUGGCAACGUUGUAAUCAGCAUGGUAGUGAUAUAAUUUGCAACUUAAUAUGAUCUAUAAAGAUAGAAAUAAUAGUGAUUCCUUCUGUAGAGGGAAGACUAGCUGGAAAAAGCAAGGAGGGAAAUUCCUAGGGUGAUGGAAAUGAUUUAUAUAUUGAUUGAGGUGUUGGUACAGAGGUGAUACAUUUAUCAAAACUCAGGGAACAUUUGAAAACAUACAUUUUCUGUAAUUAUAUCUCAAUUAAAAAUAAUGAAAAUAUGAAAAAAAUUUAAAUGUAAAUGACUCUCCCUAGCAUUGAGUAUAUGCCUUUAGAAUGUCAAACCAGUGCACUUUGUCAGUGCACUAGUGGUAAAAUGACUUUGUGUUUUCUUCCA
Messenger RNA from Hyaena hyaena (striped hyena), 1825 nucleotides. RefSeq names its product thiosulfate sulfurtransferase like domain containing 3 (gene TSTD3). The transcript is spliced from 5 exons. The record is from RefSeq and is a predicted model, not a curated record. Bases 1 to 648 code for a protein of 215 amino acids. Gene Ontology annotation, molecular function: thiosulfate-cyanide sulfurtransferase activity. Gene Ontology annotation, cellular component: mitochondrion. Lineage: Eukaryota; Metazoa; Chordata; Mammalia; Carnivora; Hyaenidae.